UUUUUCAAGAAGAACCCAAAAUUUACUAGUAAACGAGUGUUUCGGUUUCACUCUCAAAAUCCCGACGAUGUGUGUGCUGAAAGCUCGCGGCACCCUUCAAGAAACCUUCGACUAGUUGGAUAAUCGGUAAGAUUAUACGUUCAUUUGACAGAGCAAGGUUGAAAUAUGAAACGUAGGUCUUUAGAGGAUGUGAGUAAAUCCGACGCUGCUAAAGAUUCUAUUGAGGAUCCGUACAAUCGCGAUGCCGCUGCCGAUGGCUGGUACAUKUGCAGUUUGGGAUGUGACGGCGGUCAACAACAAGAAAUACAGACCAACAUUUCUCCCACCUCCACAUACGACGCACCUGGUGCAGACAUUUUCCUUAACCAGACGUCGCAAACAUUCAAUAAAGUGCGGAGGAGGCGAAGUAGAACGAAAAACAAAGAUCAGCACGAUAACGUUGGUGUUAGUAGCAGCAAACACACCGACUUGUCUUCUUUGAUUGCAUCCGAAUUGAGUAGAUUGAGCAUAGAAGAUAGAGAGAAAGCGCUUGAGGAAAUWCAUGGAGUGGUUGAAGUCAGCGAUGAAGAUCCCAUGGAAAUACAAAAUCUCCUGGACCAGGUCAAAGAGGAAUUGAAGCGAAUAAGAUACAAACAAGCGUACGAGAAGGCAGCCUUCCUUAGUAGCGCUUACGUUACUGAUCCGGAUUUUGUCAUAUAUUUUCUACGAACUGAUAACUAUAAUCCACGAAAGGCKGCGAUCCGAUUGGUAGAGCAUUUCAAAUAUAAAUUGGAACUUUUUGGGGAACACACACUCGUACGGGACAUCAUGUACGAYGAUUUGAGCGAAGUUGAAAAAAACAUUUUGAAUUCGGGCUUUGUGUAUUGUUUGCCCAAACCCGAUCGAGCCGGUCGCCAUGUCAUGAUUUGCAAUCUAAGCGAAUUUCUGAAGACCGGAACGYUGAUGGACAUGGUGCGUUCCCCUUUGUUGAAAUGUUUUCUCGACAAUGAAAAAACCCGUAACAUCUUCAAAUUUUCUGAGUUCGAUUGUUUUUUGUCUCACCAGUUUCAUCUUUUGUUUUGGUCUACAUUCUAUAGAAUCGAGCCGUAUGGUAUAUUUCGCUUAGAUAUAUUCAGAUGUUUCCCAGUCUGUCAAAACUUGGCGUCGUUGGUGUAUAUUUUGCGCAUGGGAUGUGCAAUGUCUUCGAGAACCUAUCUCGUGAACAUUUUGUCCCYAAGACUGCAUUUUUGGGAAAUGCAUUACCRUAYAAGUUCGCUAGCGUUCAUUUUUGCUUUGAAAAAAACAUACUGGCGUCGGCUUUGCAGACGACACUGAUGAUGAGUUUAGGAAAAUACGCUCGWAUACGAUUGAGAAGCCACUGUGGUAAGAAGUUUAGCUCGUUGGUCGCAAGCUGUCCAUGUUUCAAUGAGGUUUCGCGCCAUCAAUUUAUGAUGCACCAUGAAUGGUUUGUGGAAUGAUUUUUAUUUCUAACUCUCCUCAUCAUUCUAUUCUUUUCCUCUCGACUUAGGUUCCCGAAUGGAAUCUACGUACACACUGAAAAGUUUCGGCAUCGAUCUAGAGGAGUUUGAAAGUGAUGGCUUGAUGGGCCAUGCAGCGUCUGCGCAUAGCUUUUUGCAACAAUGCCAAAAAUUUGAUCAAUACUGUCAACAGAAACAAAACWCGAGGCUGCUUCCUAGACCAAACGAUGUACUCCUGGGUAGAGGUCGUCCCUUUCAGUUGUAUCCGGGAAAUCUUGCUCUAACAGCCAUUAUCGACCAAUACCGAGAUGAAUACACUACAUCGAAAAAAAUGCAUAAGAAGGCAAUAACAGCUAAAGUAGUUAACGACAUAUUGCGAUCCGGCGGUCGCUUCCUGAAGAAGGYAGAGAAUGGAAAAGGAGUGGAUUGGGAUAAAGUUGACUUUGAAACGGCGCGUUUAAAGGUAUCUCACAGUUUCCGAACGAUGUCCAAAUGGCAUGCUGACAACGAGGACGAGGAGAACGAAAAUCGAGGCGAUGGACAAAAGAAAGGAAGGGGCGAAGAUGAAUCUCUCGAAUCCAUUUCGCCCAUAAAUACUGACACAAUASAAUCUUUGGGAUUGAUAAUAAAACCCAUCUCUAGGAACGAAACAUUGUCUAAUAAGAGGAGAAAGGGGCAGAAUUAUUGACAGAGUUCAGURGCGACUGCUACAAACCGCUUUUCAAUUAUUCAGAAGUCGAAGUUGCGGUACCAAUUAUCAUAAAAAUAAUUAGAACGAUAGAACUCCUAAUGAGCAGGACAUUACCCUUGGAACAUGUUGGAACAGUUUGGAAUCAGAAAGAAGCUUCAUGUGAGCUACUUAAUUGACAUGGUGUAAUUGUCGUUCGCUAUCACCAUUCCUAUUUUUCAUCAUGGGAUUUUGAGAAAAUGUCAGGUAAUAUAUUCURAUUUUAUCAGCUCUGGUUUUUAGAGCAUUCGCUCCAUCUCUUGUUUUCGAAGAGCACUACUCGUAAAAGCWAUGCCCUUCGCUGCUUCGUAGCUCUUGCAGAUAUCCUUCUGUAACAUCUAACAGAUGAUGUGAUGGAGAUGACUCCGUCCAAUUGUUCUGAAGAAUUAAAUUGGAAAAAGUUCAGCAAUCUGCCAUUGAACUUGUUCGUCUCAAGAGUCGUUCCAGUUGCGAGUAGCAUUGUGUGCAACAAUUCGACCGUACGUAAAAAAAGUCGGAAACAAGCACCAAUCCAACAAUUCGAUWRAAACGAUUGCAARCAUUCGUUGCAAUCAUCAUUCUUAGGGAUGGAGCAAGKGGCCAUAAGUCUCUUAGUUUUUCUAUUUCGCGAGGAAUGCUGKAAUAAAAUCUCUCUACCAAUUCAAUGCWGCCGUCGAAUAACAUCGUACMGCUCGAUGCGAAGCCAAAACACUCAAACCAACGCGAAGGAUAGAGAAACCRAAUYAAGAAUAUAACAAGUAMACUAYUACGAGUUAUUCGUUAYGAUUACUUGAUUAUUGACGAUGUUUCAUGAACGCAAACGAACUUAGCAGAUAAGGUAMAUGACCGUUGCUCGACUUUUUGACAGUAGAACCCAAACCUAGCAUCAACAUUUCAUUGUCGAYCACACGACAAAAUGAGAUUUACUAGCUUACAUUCCUUUUUCUUUCCGCACAUUACUUUCGAAGCGUGGUCGGGUCGACUACCAAUCGAACGACGUUGUGGUCAUCGACUGCUGUUUUGAUUUUCGUCAAAUCUUUCUUGUAUUUUUCGACUGUCUUGCCGUUCACUGCGAUGACGCGAUCUCCAGGGUGCAGGUUGUGGGUCGGCGCAGGGUGUUUGACUUCUUUCAGAAAAAUGUAUUUUCCCUUGAUUUCGAACUUCAGGCCCGAAUCGACGUCCUUGAUUUUGGUUUCGCCGUCUUCUCCGUCUUUUGAAUACUCAACAUAUUUCUGCCCAGGAAGAGGAUCCAUGGGGUCAUAUACAUAUCCAGGGUCUCCGAAUUCUGGCAUGAUUAAAUCGUAUUCAAUGCU
Pseudo-nitzschia multistriata is the source of this 3476-nucleotide messenger RNA. The record is from the annotation of a GenBank genome assembly. NCBI's taxonomy places the organism in Eukaryota, Bacillariophyta, Bacillariophyceae, Bacillariales, Bacillariaceae.